Porites lobata is the source of this 947-nucleotide messenger RNA. NCBI's taxonomy places the organism in Eukaryota, Metazoa, Cnidaria, Anthozoa, Scleractinia, Poritidae. The record is from the annotation of a GenBank genome assembly.
AGUUUCUACAGCUCCAUUUUGGAAAAACUGCACGACGAUAGUAUGGAUGUGUCGGCUGAAGUGUCUGCAAACAGUGGUAACUUCUAACUUUGUAGCAUAUCAUUUUUUCUGGUUAAUAUUUUGUUCGUCGUAGUGGAUUAUUUGCGUCAAAGAUUCUCCUAUUCUGCGACUCAAGCUAAAAAUCUCGUAGACCCAAAAAAACGAUGCAAAUUUUCACCAAAACCUUACAUAUACAUUUUUUUCGACGCAGAGUGGGAGUAAGACAGCGGGGAAAGCGAUUUAGAGCUUACAAGUCAUCCAUUGUGUGGCCACCGGAAAGGUAUUCGAUUUUUGUUUAUCUAUAAGUGAUUGUAUUUUAAUUUUAUAUCCACGAAAGUAUCUCGGUGUUGUUUUAUUUAGCAACAUUUUAUAAUUUUCAGGAAGUUCCCCUCGUCGUAAUCCUUUUUGCCCUGUCAGAACACCAAAGAAGCUGAAAGAAGGCAUCGAUAUAGCUAGGUACUACUGUAUGCCAUAUCAAAUUUUCAAAUUUAUUUAAGCUUACCAUAUAUUAAUCUUAACUAUUACUUUAUUUUUUUGAAAGAGGUGGAUAAAGGAGUUGUAGGCAAAGGAAAGAAUAAGACCUGUAGGGUAAACCUGUCCACUUUAAUUUGACUGUUGUGUAAGGUGAUGAUAAUAAGCUUAUAUUUUUUUUGAAAGAGGUGGAUGAAGGAGUUGUAGGCAAAGGAAAGAAUAAGACCUGUAGGGCAAACCUGUCCACUUUAAUUUGACUGUUGUGUAAGGUGAUGAUAAUAAGCUUAUUUCUAGUGCCUUCUAGUGCCUUCAUACUUAAUUUAUUUUGCAGGAUGUUCUCCUCAUUCAAAAGUUACCUGCCAUGGAAAACGGAUGUUUCCAUACAGUCCUUCAGCAAAGACAAACCAGCAAAAGAGGUUAAAGGAAAUAGGUACAUC